Molecule: messenger RNA, 1114 nt
Organism: Chenopodium quinoa (quinoa)
Lineage: Eukaryota; Viridiplantae; Streptophyta; Magnoliopsida; Caryophyllales; Amaranthaceae
Product: serine/arginine-rich SC35-like splicing factor SCL33
Exons: 6
Coding region: 114-770 (218 amino acids)
Molecular function (GO): RNA binding
Source: RefSeq, a predicted model, not a curated record
ACAAUAAAAACCCAAAAGGACUUCCUUCAUCAAAUCUACCUGCGUUUUACCAAACUUCUUCAAUUUGCGUAGGAAAUAUUCGCGAGUUUUCUGCCAUUCAAAUUCAAGAGAAAAUGAGGGGACGAAGUUACAGCUACAGCCCUUCUCCAUCUCCUCCACCAAGGAGUUAUGGAAGAAGAUACAGGAGCCCAUCUCCGAGAGGCCGUUACAGCCGUGGGAAGGAGGCUCCCACUAGUUUAUUGGUUCGGAACCUCCGCCACGAUUGCAGGCCUGAAGAUUUACGGGUGCCUUUUGGGCGGUAUGGUCCUAUCAAGGACAUUUACUUGCCUAGAGAUUAUCAUACUGGGGAUCCUCGUGGCUUUGGGUUUGUCCAGUUUGUGGAUCCAGCCGAUGCUGCAGAUGCUAAAUAUGAAAUGGAUGGUUAUGUCCUGCUUGGAAGGGAGCUGACUGUUGUUUUUGCUGAGGAGAAUAGGAAAAAGCCCUCAGAAAUGAGGGCAAGGGAGCGCUUAAGGAGUCGGUCGUAUGAUCGCAAGCGAUCCUCUUCACGUUAUUCUAGGUCUCCAGUGUAUGGAAGGGCUUAUUCACGCAGCCCGGAUGAUUAUUCACCAAGGGGCCGUUACUCACGGUCAAUAUCACCAGGAGGCAGGUCAUAUGGACGACGCUCAUAUAGAUCUCGCUCUUACUCAAGAUCCCCAUAUGGCUCGAGGAGUCGGAGUAGAAGCCCAUAUGGUAGCCGCAGCCGCAGCAGCUCUCCUGGAUACUCUAGGUGACAUCUUUAAUGAUGCAGUGGAUCAGAGUCAUGAAUCUCGUAGUGUAAAAUAUCCUCUUUGGUGUCUUGAUUUUCUGUUCUUGCGGAGCAUGAAGCUGCCUUUUAACUUCUUAGACUGAAUACGGUGUAUUUCCUCGUUGGACGGUCUUUGUAUAACGUUGGUUGAAAAAUGUUGCGUAUUGCAAUGGAGUAUGGAGUACCUAGUUACGAAAUACUGCAUUUCAAUUCUUUUCAUGUUCGUUGUUUAUUUUUAAAUAAGCAUACAAAGUAUGUUUGGUAGCAUUGCCAACUAAAGAUGAUAAAAACUACCCUGACUAAUCUGAUUUGAAAGUGAUUUGAGUAAAA